This is a messenger RNA of Melanaphis sacchari, 1730 nucleotides long. RefSeq names its product zinc transporter ZIP1-like. Gene Ontology annotation, cellular component: plasma membrane. The record is from RefSeq and is a predicted model, not a curated record. Gene Ontology annotation, biological process: zinc ion transmembrane transport. The transcript is spliced from 2 exons. Bases 431 to 1546 code for a protein of 371 amino acids. NCBI's taxonomy places the organism in Eukaryota, Metazoa, Arthropoda, Insecta, Hemiptera, Aphididae. Gene Ontology annotation, molecular function: zinc ion transmembrane transporter activity.
GUGCGAGCCGUGUGCGCGUCGCCGCCGGUACAGUGUGCGUAUCGGACUGAACGCCGCGAUAAAUAACAAAAUAUAAUAUCGUCGAGUGCGACAACGUGCCGGUACGCGGACGCGAUUAGAUCUGUUGGGCGCGCGCGGUCGUCUUAUCUCGCGGCCACAAUUGUGUCUGCGUGCGCGCGUGUGAGUGGGUGCUCGGCGAGAUAUACCCACACUCGCGCACGAUCAGACCCACACACGCACGCCAGGUACGCAGUGUCUGUUCGACGGCGCGCGUUUAAACGUAUCUCGUGUGGUCGCACGCACAGCGGGACACAGCUGAAGCCAACGGGUCGUGGUCGAGGUGAGCGGUGCAGGGCAGAGUCCGCGAGAAAUACGUCCAAAGACGACGACGACGAUAUAAUUGCACACGCGUACGGCGACGGCGAGCUCGAUGGCGGCGGCGGAGGCGGCGGAGACGGACGAAAACCCGUCGUCGGUGGUGCUGGCAAAAGUGCUGGCCAUGGCGUUCCUGGGCGUGUCAUCGUUCGUGGCCGGCAGCACGCCAGUGUGCGUGUUCGAGCGGCUGGGCAUCCGGCGGCGGGCCCGCGGCGCCGCCAACACCGCGCUCCGGUUGAUACUCAACUUCGGCGGCGGCGUGCUGCUGUGCACCACGUUCCUGCACCUGUUGCCCGAGGUCCGGGAGGGCGUCGAGCAGCUGACCGCCGACGAGACGCUCGACCCGAAAUCGCCCUGGUCCGGCCUGCUCGCCGAGCUCAUCAUGUGCUCGGGCUUCUUCUUCAUGUACUCCAUCGAGGAGCUGGUGCACGGGUUCACCGGCGGUGACUGUCACCCGCACCACAGCGGCAGCGGCCAAAGCACCACGGACCGCGGCCGCGGCGACGACGACGUCGCCGCCGCCGCGCCCCCCCAACAGCGCCGCGGCGACGCGUCCGCCGCCGUCGGGCAAUCGAACGCCGUCGGAUGCGAGAAGACGGACGCGGCCCCCGGGCGGGUGGUCAACUACAACUCGUGCAUGUCUUCCGUAGAACUGGCGGCGGCCGUCAAGAAACCGGUGCCGGCCGCAGCGCCCGCGUCCGAGUCGGUCGUCCGCGGCUUCCUGGUCAUCGGCGCGCUCAGCAUACACGAACUGUUCGAGGGCUUGGCAGUCGGCCUGGAGAAGACUUCCACACAGGUUUGGUCACUUACUGUGGCCGUUGCAUGCCAUAAGCUGGUUAUCGCAUUUUACGUCGGAUUACAGAUGCUUUCAGACAGGACAAAGCCAUUACUAGCACACUGUUCAAUAUUGAUUUUUGCUAUCACGUCUCCGAUAGGUAUUGGCGUAGGCACUUUGGUCAGCAAUCUCGAAGAAACAAACAGUGUGCUCCUAUUUUCAAUCGUUCUACAAGGAUUAGCUACCGGCACGUUGAUGUAUGUGGUGUUCUUUGAAGUGCUCAAACCGUCCGCUGGAAAUUUACAAAUUAAACAAAGAAUAUUACGACUAUUGUUUAUAGCUAUUGGUUUUGUUUCAAUGCUUUCUAUUCAAUUGCUUAUAUCCGAACCCGAAUAAUAUUUGUCAACUAAUUUACAUGAACCUAAACAGAUAAAUAUGUAUAUAUGACUAUAUUAUGUCCAUUUGUACAUUUACCCAUUUACCCACGCAAUUACAAGUUGGACAUAAGAUAUUAUGUAUAAUUAUAUAUCAUAAUACUAUAUAUUUUUGAUAAUAAAUAAUAAUAUAUCAAUACAUUACA